This is a messenger RNA of Abrus precatorius (Indian licorice), 1346 nucleotides long. RefSeq names its product GDSL esterase/lipase At4g01130-like. The record is from RefSeq and is a predicted model, not a curated record. Bases 102 to 1346 code for a protein of 414 amino acids. Lineage: Eukaryota; Viridiplantae; Streptophyta; Magnoliopsida; Fabales; Fabaceae. The transcript has 5 exons. Gene Ontology annotation, molecular function: hydrolase activity, acting on ester bonds.
GGUAGCUCGAGCUCAUUUGCCAUCCGUUUGUUAAUUAGUCAACGUUGGAAUAAUUGGUUCAAUGCAUAGCCUUACCUUCAGAUUCAUGCAGUUCAUAUAACAUGGGUCGUCCAUUGCUACCUUUAACAACAUUAGCUUUUGUAAGCAAUCGAUCAAGAGUGAAAGAAAAGAAAAUGAGUACCCUUAAGUUUUUCAACAAAUUAAAUAUAUUUUCUAAGUUCUUAGUAAUUUGCAUGAUGGUAUCUCUUUUGGUUGGUUCAAGUUAUUCAGCAUGUGAUUUUAAGGCAAUUUUCAACUUUGGGGAUUCAAAUUCGGACACAGGUGGGUUUCAUGCAGCUUUCCCUGCACAGCCUCGUCCCUAUGGAAUGACUUAUUUCAAAAAACCAGCAGGACGGGCUUCUGAUGGUAGGCUCAUUGUGGAUUUUCUAGCCCAGGCUCUUGGAUUGCCAUAUUUGAGCCCAUAUUUGCAGUCAAUUGGAUCAGACUAUACAAAUGGGGCUAACUUUGCAAGUUCAGCAUCUACUGUGCUUCAGCCCACUACUUCCUUCUUUGUCAGUGGGCUCAGCCCUUUUUCCCUUGCCAUACAACUAAGGCAAAUGGAGCAAUUCAAAGCCCAAGUUGAUGAAUCACAUCAAAAGGGAACAAUGAUAUCAUCUGAUGGUUCUUCUGGAACGAAAAUUCCUUCACCAGAUAUAUUUGGAAAGGCAAUUUAUACAUUCUAUAUUGGUCAAAAUGACUUCACAUCCAAAAUAGCAGCCACUGGUAGCAUUGAUGGAGUGAGGCACAACCUUCCUCAAAUUGUCUUACAAAUUGAUGCUGCUAUUAAGGAGCUAUAUGUACAAGGUGGGCGUACAUUUAUGGUAUUCAAUCUUGGUCCGGUAGGAUGCUACCCUGGAUACUUGGUGGAGCUUCCUCAUGCAAACUCUGACUUUGAUGAGUUUGGAUGCAUGAUUUCUUACAACAAUGCUGUGCAUGAUUAUAACAAAUUGUUGAAGGAGACAUUGAGUCAAACCAGAAAAAGUUUAAUAGAUGCUUCCCUUGUUUAUGUGGACACCAACUCUGCUUUAUUAGAACUCUUCCACCAUCCCACUUAUUACGGGCUAAAGUAUGGUAGUAGAGCAUGCUGUGGGCAUGGGGGUGGUGACUACAACUUUGACCCUAAAAUUUUGUGUGGCAAUAUGGUUGCAAGUGCCUGUGAUGACCCUGAAAACUAUGUGAGCUGGGAUGGCAUCCAUUUCACAGAAGCAGCGAACAAGCUUGUUGCAAUGGCAAUUAUCAAUGGCUCACUUUUUGAUCCCCCUUUCCCUCUUCAUGAACACUGUGACCUCCAACCUAUUAUUGAUUGA